GGGCGGGCAUGGAAGAUGCCGUUCCGAAAUAGAACUGGUUUCCUUACGAUUAAAACGUGGAUCUUUCCGCGUGCGAUGGUGUACAGGUCCCCUCUGGAGGGUGCCAUAUUGUUUUGGCUUAUAACAAGAGAUCAGAGCAGAAAUUCGCAGACUUUCGUGUCAAGUAUUGUGAAUGAGUAUGGAGAAGAUGAUUCUUGGAACGCAGGAGGAGACGAUGGUCAAGGGUAUGAUGGCUAUGAUUACAAUUACAACCAAGAUAAUUCAGGAGAUUAUUCAGGAAAUUAUGGCUAUAACUCUGGCAAUAAAGCUUGGGAUGCUCCUAAAAACCCUAACACAGAUUCCAUCAUCGCUAAGAUCAACCAACGCCUGGAUAUGCUCUCUCACCUAGAGUGUGAUAACACACCAGGUUCCUCUUCUCGGUCUUCAGGCCAAUACAACAGGUUUGCACCUUAUGAGUCCUAUGACUCCAGGUCUUCAAUGAAUGACCAUGAUCCGUACAGAUCUGGCUACGGCUAUGGUUACGGUGAUUCUGGACCUAAUUAUAACGAUUCCUAUGGAGGUCACUAUGACCACUACGACAACUCCUACGGGACUCGCAGAGAUCAGUACCACAACAGAGCAUAUGGUAGCCAACGGGGUCAGAAUUGGUCUAGAGACUGGGCUCCAAAUAAGAGAGCAAACUGGAAUGACCCCUACAUGCAGCCUGGAAGUUCCAGGCGGAUGUCUGCACACUGGAAUGAGCUGUCAAUGGGAGGCAGAGGCUACAAUGCUGCCUCCUCCACCAGAAACCUCCCUUCGCUCUUCUCCCCAAACAUUAUCCCCAUGGACCUGUUCCGAGCUCAAGGCUCGGCAAGAGCGUUUGGUGGCAGACAGCGAAGGAGAGACAAGACACGAAUCAGAGGCAGAAAGAAGGUUAUAGGUGGUCCAGGCAGGAAGAGGAAACAGUCAACAAGUAGUACUGAAGACCCAGAAAACAAGCAAGCAAAAACAGAUGAUGAUGAUGGUGAAGACGAUGCUGAAGAUAAAGAAGACGAUGGAGUUGAUUCAGGCGGUGAGGACAAGGAUCCAAGUGAGAAGAAGACAAAGCGUUUUCCAACUAUGCAAGAGAAGAAAAAGACCGGCAAGCCCAAGAAGAACCGUGACCGCCUUGCAGAGAGGAUAACAUAUGCCUGUUCAGUCUGUAAGUUUCGUACAUUUGAAGAUGAAGAAAUUGCUAAUCACAUGAAGAGCAAAUUUCAUAAGGAAACUUUAAAAUUUAUUGGGACCAAGCUCAAACCUGAAACUGCUGACUUCUUGGAUGAAUACAUUUCAAACAAGAACAAGAAAACGCAAAAACGCCGAGAGCAAAUAGGAGAUGAAACUAUUCUAAAAAAGCAAUUAAUGCAGCAACACGACGUACUUCAGGGUAUUGGUAUGGAGCAGUGCAUGAAAAAGGUGGAGGCGGCUCACUGUAUGGCUUGUGAUCUCUUCAUCCCAAUGCAGACGGGCUUCAUUGGACAACAUUUAAGGUCAGCUGAGCACAUCAGGAACCGCAAAGUUGCUCUUGAGAGAGCUAAAAAGGGUAGCCUGGUUAUUGCUAAGAGCAUCCUGAAUAACAGCAACAUUGCAACAAUGUUAGAGAAAUAUGUCAAGGGUGAAAAACCAUUCACUGAUGAUCCAGAUGACAAAGAUGAAGAGGAGGGUGGGAUGCAUGAGGGUGAAGGUGAUGGUGAGGGUGAUGGGCUCAACGAUAGUACCAAUGAUGGGGAGAAGAAAGAAGGAGAAGGUGGAGAAGGAGAAGGUGGAGAGGACGUGGGGGAGGGAGAAGGUGGAGAGGACGUGGGGGACGGAGAAGGUGGAGAGGGUGGGGAGGGAGAAGGCGACGGCGAGGGCGGUGAAGGUGAAUAUGGGGAAGAGAACAUCACCAUAGAGGAGGGAAUAGAUACAUCUGAAGAACCAGUUAAUACUAUGGAUGAGGAAAUGGAGGAGGCAGAAGGAGACCCUGAAGCUGAAGUAGAAGACUUGGGGGAAGCAGACGAUGAUGCAGUUGAAAGCAAGGAUCCCGAGGAGUGUCUUGAAGCUGAUGAAGAUAAGAUUCUUGAGGGAGAGGAUGAUGCAUUACCAUUUGAUACAGAUUUAGAGUAACUUAGCGUGACUUCCUGAAAAGAUGUGGACAAAUGAUUAUGUUCCCCUGUCAUUCUCUGAAGCUUAUAUUAGUUUUAACGUUUCUCAUUGUUUGACUUGCAAGUAGAUUUGUUAUUGCUGUACUUGAGUUCCAGCUGAUUGUUUCAUAGUUUCAAGAGUCUAGUAAAUGCUCCCUAUGUACUGUACUGAAUGGCUUUUCACAAUGAUGUAGACCGUAAUCUCCCCUGAACCUUUGUGUGGAACAUUUUACAAUAAACAUUCUUUCUAUAAUCAGA
Pristis pectinata (smalltooth sawfish) is the source of this 2399-nucleotide messenger RNA. Its product is annotated as A-kinase anchor protein 8-like. Lineage: Eukaryota; Metazoa; Chordata; Chondrichthyes; Rhinopristiformes; Pristidae. Gene Ontology annotation, cellular component: nucleus; nuclear matrix. Gene Ontology annotation, molecular function: protein kinase A regulatory subunit binding; DNA binding. The transcript has 14 exons. The coding region runs from base 16 to 2124 and encodes 702 amino acids. The record is from RefSeq and is a predicted model, not a curated record.